CACAGUUUGUGUUUGAUAGACUGCUGUAGAAACAUGGCGGAAUUUUCAAAUGGAUCACCCACAGCUGUGGUUUGGAAUACACCGAAGACUUUAACAAGGAGUGAACGGAAAAUACUGAAGUGGGAUCAAAAUGCCACAGGUCGUGGCAUCAGAAAGAUAGCAGAACAUGGCUUACAAUGCUAUCUUUCGCCAGUAGACAGAAUAAGGAUAGGGAAAUAUGAAAGAGCUGAAGCACUUGGAUGGACUGGAUGGAAAAACUCUUCUUUUGAAUGCAACCAGAGCUUUCCACGUAUAAGUAAGCCGCGUAUAAUCAGGGACGAGAUCAAUCUUGACACUCCACUAAGGAAAAAAAUGGAGCGCAUCAGAGGAGAUGGACUGAACACGUGCAGCUUCUCAGCUGGGAGAUGCCGUGGAUCAUUUUCAAUGAGCCGUUUUCCAGAGUCAAGUGGAGCAAAGCUGGCCCAACCUGUCAGUGAUGCUGCGUGCAACACACGACCUUUGCAAGGCAUAAGUGAUUCAGCAUGGUCAUUUAGCAGUAGCUUCAUCAGUGCUGUAGGAGGUGUUAGCACUAGUUAUCCCAUUGCACCCAUGAAUCCAAAUAAAGCUGUUUUCACAAUCGACAUGAAAACAUCACAGAUUCUUGUUGUAAAUGGUGUUGCUUGCAAUCUUCUGGGAUAUAAUCCUGAUGAACUGUGUCAGGUUAAAUUAACACAGCUCUUGUGUGGGCGACACAAAAAUCACGUCACUGCAUUAGCAGAAGAACAGCUGGAGUUGAAGGACGGGAAUAUGGUGUUUUUGAGUGGGAAAGUUGUUGAAAUGGUGACAAAGGAUGAGAGAAUUGUGCCAGUAUCAUUGUGGCUGAGGAAACUAGAAACUGAUGCUAGAUGCCUGGCUGUAGCUGAACCUGUAGAACGGAGAGUAGCAAAUAUUGUGAUAGAUGACAGGGGCUACAUUAUAUCUGCUGACACAGAGGCUGGAAUUAUAUUCCAGUAUGAGGAAGAGCAACUUCAAGGGACAGACAUUUCCAGCCUUAUACCAUCUCUCAAAGUGCCUUGCCCCGAAGAGGUCAUGCCAAAGGAUGUAAAGAAGCAGAAAGCCACAGGACGUACCCGAGAAGGAGCAACAUUCCCUGUGUGUAUUCGCAUAUCAGAAGAAGCGAAAGGAGAUGGAGAGGCAGACAGUGGGAUCAGGAAAUGUUAUAAGCUCACUAUAUGGGUGUUCGCAAAUAUGAGUGGCUUGGUUGUAUUGGCAGAAGAUGGGGUAGUGGAGAGCUGUAACCAUCAUUUUACUCACAUGAUGUUCGGGUACCCACAGUCUGAGCUAAUUGGACAGAAAAUAACUAACAUCAUUCCAAAUUUUUGUGAAGAUUUGGAAUAUCCAGGCCCUUUGCAACAUCUGGAUGGUGCGAAAGAUGGUGAUGAUGACAACAGCAACUAUGAUUCUGCUGUUGAGAAUGUGGAUCCAGAUAGAUCAUGCAGUAGCAGUGCAGUUUAUGAAUCAGAUUGUUCCGCUGUCUGUUCUAAAGACUGCAGCAAUAGGGAGAAGUUAGAAUUAACAAAUCUUGCAAGCUGUGAUAAUAUUUUUUCAAUUAAUGAAAACAAAGACAUUAUCAAUGGCAACAGUAGCACUGAUAUGCCAGAAGUCAUAGAUUCUUUAAAUAGGCUUAAUUUGGGACUAGUGAAUAACAUAUGUGGAGAAGCCAGACCAUCCACUGUAACUGUGGAUGACCACAGCAUUUUCCCUGUUAAUGAGUCUAUUUCGGACAUUGGAUCAAAUUUAGUCCUUAAUGAAGUAAUGAGAAAAGAAAAAGUUGUGCCUCCAUGUACCCUGAGUUUACCUGCAAGGGAUCAAAAUGCUGUGACAGAUGCGGAAAACAAUAGUGAUAAUGGAGAGUUAACUCCAAUUGUGUCACCACAUAUGGAUUUCAUGGAGGAAGAAGACAAUUUUCAGACUGCCUCAGAUGAUGAAGAUAGUAUUGAAAUUCUGCCAGCAGUAAUAACUGAAGCAUGCAUUCAUCAGAAAGGAGCUAAUUUGAUUGACUCCUGUCAGGGCGCAUGUAAUACUCCAGCCCACAUAAGUUAUUCAGCAGCAGUACAAAAAUCAGCUAAUAGCUUACAACUUAAUGCAUCAAGUAAUGAAGCUCUCCCCGUCUCGGAGAACAAUUUCAAUGUGAUAAGUAUCGAAAAUGUUUGUAGGUGUAAUGCAGAAGGGGAGAUACAUGCGGAUUUAUCGGGUGUUUCCAGAUCAGUAGGAGGAGAAUCAAAUCUGUGCCAGCAGUGUCCAAAAAUGUUUGACUCAGCAAAUAUUCCUUGUGAUAAUCUGACAUCCACCCCAGCUACUGGAAAGAGGUUUCUGAGAAGAGUUAUCUCAAGAGAUGCUGGCAUCACUCAUACAGAAGUUGUGAAGCAAGUUGAAGGACAACAAUUUCCUGAUGGGAGUUAUUUUGGAUAUGGCAGGCAUAAGGAUGGAUCAAAUUUAGAUAUUGUAUAUCGUGUAAGAGCAGUGGUGCUGGUUUGCGGUCGUCUUGUGUACUGUGUUUGGAUUUCUAGAGAUCCUGAAGAAAUAGGUGAAGGAGGCAGAACUUGUGGCAACCUCACUUUGACAUCAAGCUUCAACAGUACUGUGGACAACUCACUGGGACAGGCAAUCAGGUCAUGCGCCCAAACUAAUAUAUCACAUUCGAGAACACGUUCAGGUUCAGUGUCAGUCCUGAGUCAGUGUGAAGAUGAACAGACGUCAGGUGAAUAUGGUGAACGAUACACAACAUUGCAACAAAUUGGUAAGGGCGCUUAUGGAUAUGUAAAGAUGGCAUUCCGCAAUGAAGAUGGGCUUUUAGUUAUUACAAAAUUCAUACAGAAACAUAAAGUCCAUCAACAGUCAUGGGUUGAAGAUCCUAGCCUGGGAUCAAAAGUUCCACUUGAAAUUAGUUUGCUUACUACAUUAAACCAUCCAAACAUAGUUAAAGUCCUAGACGUCUUUGAAAAUCCAAAAUUUUUCCAGUUGGUUAUGGAAAAACAUGGAGCAGGGAUGGACCUGUUCGAGUUCAUUGACAGAAAACCGUAUCUUGAUGAGACACUGAAUAGUUACAUCUUUAGGCAGAUAGUUUCAGCCGUUGACUACCUUCAUUCUUUACAAAUACUACACCGUGAUAUAAAAGAUGAGAAUAUUAUAAUAAAUGAAAAGUUUCAUGCCAAACUAAUUGAUUUUGGAUCAGCAACAUUCAUGAGUGAAGGACGUUUAUUUUCCACAUUUUAUGGAACAGUGGAAUACUGUAGUCCAGAAGUGCUUGCAGGCAAUAAGUACGAAGGUCCAGAACUGGAAAUGUGGUCUCUUGGUGUAACACUGUAUGUUAUGACAUUUGGUGAAAACCCUUUUUUUGACGUUGAAGAAAUUAUGAAAGCAGAAUUGCACCCACCUUCAUCGGUUUCAGAAGAGCUUAUGGAGCUUCUCCACUGGAUGUUGGAAAAGAAUCCAAGAGAACGUUGUACUGUGAAACAGCUUGUAGAACAUCCAUGGAUCAGUAAGGAAGUUGACAUGACAGGAUACAAUUUUCAAGACAUUGUCUCUUGCUAUCCUCAAGAAGCACAUCCUCCUGUCUAUUAUUCAGAAUACAGAUGUGAUUCCGCAAAUGAUUCAUUGUCAAAUAGGUUUCCAGUCACAGAAUCAUCAUCUGCAUUGUUGUCCAAUCAUGAAGAUGAUUCCAAUGCUGAUGAUAGAACAGUUGGAAGCUCAAACUCACUUGGUAGCCUGACAACUGUUGAAAAUUUUGGAACUGAAGAGGAUGUUAUUACGUCAGUGACAGAAAAUGAAAGGUUAGCAAAAAUUCAGGAGUCCCUUGGCUGUGUACAAAAUAUAACAGAGGUAUCAGUGGAGCGACUUAGCAAAGUAUUACAUACAUUUGAAGAGAAUUUAGUGGACGUCACAAGUAAUAUUGCAGCUGUUGAAGGUGGAAACAAUGUACCUGAAACUGAGCAUGCAGAUGAUGAUGACUGGGACCCAGAUUACUACUAUGAUGAACAAGAUAGUUUUUCUUGAAAGUUGUUGUUUUUAUGGUCCUAUAAUUGAUUACUUAUUUUUUAAUCAUAACAUUAUUUUUAAGGGUUGGAGAGUAUCCUAUGCAUGUUAAAAAGUAGAAAACAAAGAAAGGAAAUUUAUGUACAAUAAAUACUAGACUGAUACACCAGUUUUAUGUACAUUGUGAUGUGAUAUAGUAGGAUUCAUUUCUGAUUCAAGAUGUACAGUUAAAAGUUAUUGCCUCACCAAAGUGAUGUGUAACAACUUGAUUGUGAUCACUUUCUUAAUGUGUUUUUGCAUGAAUAAUGAAAGUACCAUACAACAUCAAGUUGAUUUCUUUAAUAAGUAUUGUAUAUAAUGUACAGUUCUUGUGAGUUUGUUAUGACCUCCAUUUACUACAGAUUAUCUGUAUUGAUGGAUACAUUCUAGUACAAAUAUUUAUGAAUUUUACAAGAGACAUAUCAGAUCCACAAAUGUAUACACUGUUACUGAGUUUUAGUAUUUUUGUAAGCCUUAAUUUGCAUGAGAUGCAUCCAUGUUGAUGUUAAUUUACAUUGUUGAUGAUCUCUCUUUCAGUAUAGCAAUCUAGCAAAAGUGGCCUUUUAUGUCUUUUGGAAGUCUAAAAGAUGACUUGGUGAAAGGUGACUGUUCUUGUCAACCUAUCAAUACAUUUUUUUACAAUUUCUUAAAAAGUAUUUUUAAUUAAAUACCUUGUACAACAAUAACCCUGAUAAUAAUUAUAUAACCUGCAGAUGCAAUAACAGGCAUCAUAUAUGUUGAAAUACAGUGUUUCUCCGUUUAAUGCCUAUUCAAAGAGAAUCAAUUCUGUUGAUUUAUAAAACUUGAAAAUUUUAACCUGUUGAUUGUUGCAAGAGAUGUCAUUUCUGUAUAUUUCUUUCCGUCAGUGAAGUACAUUCCGUUUUUUG
Schistocerca cancellata (South American locust) is the source of this 4940-nucleotide messenger RNA. RefSeq names its product PAS domain-containing serine/threonine-protein kinase (gene Pask). Gene Ontology annotation, molecular function: protein serine/threonine kinase activity; ATP binding. The record is from RefSeq and is a predicted model, not a curated record. Bases 34 to 4035 code for a protein of 1333 amino acids. The transcript has 21 exons. Gene Ontology annotation, biological process: intracellular signal transduction; negative regulation of glycogen biosynthetic process; protein phosphorylation. Gene Ontology annotation, cellular component: nucleus; cytoplasm; cytosol. Lineage: Eukaryota; Metazoa; Arthropoda; Insecta; Orthoptera; Acrididae.